ACAGAGACAUCAUACAGAGACGUCAUACAGAGACGUCAUACAGACGCUGCACUCACAGAAACCUGGUUGGCAGGGACAGGACGGAGCCGUGCAGCUCCAUCCUUUUUCAGCAGCAGCGUCCCUUGAAACUCGGUGCGCAUCUUAAAGGAACACACAAAGUUUAAAGUUGCGUUCCUUGGGUAUCCGGGACGUGAGUCCUGGAUCCCCUAUCAGCGCUCUCAUCCGCUCGGCACUCUCGCUUGCUGCCUACCACACUUAUAAGUGGCGCCGGCCUUGUGUCCGUAACAUUGUACAGUAUGAGGAAAUUUAUGGAGCAGGAGAACCGGUUGUGAAUGAGGUGCAUUAUAAUUGUGGGAGGAAAAUCUCCUGAGAAGAUGCAGCUGAGGUGACCUGAGGAGAGAGACAAGACGCUGCCCUGGGAUGAGACGCUGCUGAAAGACGUCUCCAUUGGUAUUCCUCUCCACCUCGUGAAUCAUCCUCUGCCCUGUCAAAGGCCAAGGUUAUGUGAAUGAAGAUCUAAGAGUCCAGGCCUGCUUCAGGGAACAGAACAUAGGUGGUGACGUGAUCGGCAGACAUGACAGGUCGCAGACUGGAUCCGGUUUCCGUGACCUGCGUCCAUGAGGAUCUCCUAGAAGAGGCAUCUGACCCGGGGGAACCGCACCACCAUGGGCAGACUAUUUAUUGGGAUACUACUCAUUGCCAUGUUCCUCAUAAGCUAUAACUGGCACAGACAAUAUUUUCAGGAAUCCAUGAGAUAUUUUCUUCGGACCUGCCUUGCACCGACCAACCACGAACAACCUUUGCCGAAAGAGACACCUCCUCCCCCGAAAACCAAACUCCAACUAGAAAUAGAUGCAAUAUUCGACAAAAUAGAAAGACGAAUUCCCAAAGUGACAUUUACGAACUUUAACCAGACCACAAGUGCACGGAAUAGUAGGACUUCUAUUGUUAACCAAUGGGAGAUUUAUUGUAUCGGAGAAGAAUUGGUGGUGCAGAUUGAUAUGUUCGAUCACUUGGGUAAUAGAAAGACCUACGGAGGGGACUUCAUAAGACCGAGACUAAUUUCUCCACAGCUUGGAGCCGCUAUCUCUGGAACUGUAAGGGACUUCAACAAUGGCUCCUACCAUGUUCACUUUCCAUUGUACUGGGCCGGUAAGGUCAAAGUCCACAUUUUGUUGUUCUACCCAAGUGAAGGGGUGGCGGCUCUCUGGAGGUCGAGACAUUCCAGUCAAGGAGUUAUUGGUUUCCAGGGAAAAUUUGAAAAGUUUGGUAAAGAAGCCGUAACUACAUGUGGCUUCAAGCUCCCCAAGGUUGACGGGAAGGAGAUCUGUGACUACAGGGACACAGAAUACGAGGAGGUCUUCCAAUGCUACAAAUUCUCCAACUUUACCUGUGAGAGUCUUAAUGAGAUGAGAGGCUAUGAUCUCCAUGCCUCCUAUCUUACCCCGGAAGAGAAGAAAAUAUUUCAAAGGUCAAAUAUCGUGGUAGAAAUCCCACAACAAUUUUCACCUAUCACAGUCACACAGUGCAGAAAAAGGACCCUGAAGCCGAAGUGUCAGACUGGAAUGAGUUCCCCUCUCCCAAGCGGAUACUUCUACAAUAACACUUGGAAUCCAGUUUACUGUAACAUGACGCUUUACAGAAGCCCGGACAACUUCAUCAGAUGUCUACAAGGGAAGAAACUCUUCCUGAUCGGAGAUUCCACGUUACGUCAGUACAUCAUGCACUUCACCGAAGAAAUCAAGAUAGUGAAAUAUUUCCGCUACCAUUUGAGAGGGUUUCAAAAGUGGGCUUUAUCACUGGAAGCAAUGAAUAUGGAGAAGGAUAUAUACGUUUCCUACAAGAGGCAUGGAUUCCCAUUGGAACACGAUGACUUCUACUACAUCAAGGAGGACCUGUACGCCAGUCGUCAGAUCGACCAGCUUGCUGGGGGGAAGGACACUAUUAUUGCCAUAACCAUGGGCCAGCACUUUAGACAGUUCCCUCUAAAGAUCUUCAUCCAGCGAGCUAUCAACAUUCGAAGAGCAUUGGAGCGUCUCUUCCUCAGGAGUCCUGACACUAAAGUCAUCCUAAAAACUGAGAACACCAGAGAAAUCUAUGCCCCAGAGGAAAGGCAAGGGGACUUCCAUGGGUACACUCAGUAUCUGGUCCUCAGGAAGGUAUUUCAUGGGAUCAAUGUUGGUUUUGUGGAUGCAUGGGACAUGACGGUGGCAUCGGGUACAGCGGACGUACAUCCCCCGGAUUAUACAUUUGAAGGGAUUAUCAGUCUGACGUUCACCUUUGCUUGUUAACAAUAAAAUAUAGGGCAGGGAGAACUUGCUAUAUACAUUUUUGGAAAAUCUUUUCAGCAAUUAUCCUGAUUUAGAGAAGGCCAAGCAGACGGGUAUUAUCUCCAAGACUGGGUAAGGUGUCUUGGAUCGAAGUAGCAGUCUUUGAUCUUUGAGGGUCAUUGGAAUAGGGUAUGUCUCCUGGUCUAAUGAAGGCUUCUGUGAUCACAGUAGUUUUCUUGGACCAAGUAAUAUCUCCUAUAUUUGGGAAGGCUCAAAUCUUCAAUCAAAGUAAAUUAGUAAAGGUCACUUUGAUCCGGUGGUGUCUCCUAGAUUAGGAAAGUCAUGUGGGACAAGAGUAGGAUUCCCAGACUAGCUAAAACAGUGUAGACAUAGGGAUCCUGUCUAUUACCCCAAAUAGCAAUGGCAGACAGCAGUUCCUAUGGAUAUACAUAUA
This is a messenger RNA of Hyla sarda, 2724 nucleotides long. Its product is annotated as NXPE family member 2-like. The transcript has 10 exons. The record is from RefSeq and is a predicted model, not a curated record. Bases 666 to 2291 code for a protein of 541 amino acids. Lineage: Eukaryota; Metazoa; Chordata; Amphibia; Anura; Hylidae.